AUGCCCAUAAAGGAGCGGGACCAUGUAGUAAAGAGUGGGAAGUGUAUUGCGGAUAACGAUCAAGUGCAUAUUUUCCUUCGGGAACAUUUUAUUCAUUGGCUUGACGUCAUGAGCCUCUUGGGUGGCGCCUUCGAGAUUAUUUAUAUGUUUGUGAAUCUGCAAUCCAAGGUCGAUGCAAGUUGUGAAUGGGGAAAAUUUUACCAAGCUCUUGCGGGAUAUAAAACGGUUCACCCUUCAAAACAAGUGGUUAAUCAACAAGGCGCCAGUGCAAACACAUUCCUCAGCUGUUCUCUUCUCACCGGAGUUGAGUAUUGUAAAAGGGCUAUUCAAACUACACUGGGUCCAGAAAUACUCAGGGGUCCCGCCUGA
This is a messenger RNA of Orbilia oligospora ATCC 24927, 369 nucleotides long. RefSeq lists its product as uncharacterized. Bases 1 to 369 code for a protein of 122 amino acids. Lineage: Eukaryota; Fungi; Ascomycota; Orbiliomycetes; Orbiliales; Orbiliaceae. The record is from RefSeq and is a predicted model, not a curated record. The transcript has 2 exons.